AUGAAAAGACAUAAUUCGGAUGACUAAUUACAAAUCGAAUUAAUACAAGACAAUGAUCAAUUAACUUUAAUCUCAGAAGUAGAUGAUGAAAACAAAUCUGCUUAUUUUCUUAAAAAUGCAAUCUAUUACACACAAAAAUUAUUAUAAUUAUUAUUGAAAGUUGUAAAAAAUAAGUAAAAGGCUUUAAAUAAAGAAAUUCAAAAUGCAUUAUCUAAAUAAUAAUAACACUUAAAAUAAUACUUAUCGAAAUUCAGACCUAUCACUAAUUAAAUUUUGAGUAAAGAGGAUUUAGUUUAGAAUUAUGAAAAAGUGAAGACAGAGUUCAAAGCAUAAUGCUGUAAAGCAUUUUCCAUAUACUCCACGUAGGAUGAAUAACUAGCAAUCAAUUCUGUUGAUUAGCAAUUAGAAGAAACUGAAUAAAUGACUACCUGGAGCAUAAAUGAAAAUAAAACUAUUAGCAAUGAGAAUACAGAAAAUUCAAUUGAUAAUUCAUUUAAAAUAUAUUCAGAUCUAGAAUAAAAUUAAAUCUAAAUAUAAUUUCCUAAAAGAAUAUCAUAGGAAUAUCAAAAGGAUUUAGUGAAGAAAUUAGAUGAAAUAGCAAAGCACCACCAAUAUUAAUGUAUAUAAUUGAAAUGA
Molecule: messenger RNA, 636 nt
Organism: Paramecium octaurelia
Lineage: Eukaryota; Ciliophora; Oligohymenophorea; Peniculida; Parameciidae
Source: the annotation of a GenBank genome assembly